Messenger RNA from Orbilia oligospora ATCC 24927, 3132 nucleotides. RefSeq lists its product as uncharacterized. The record is from RefSeq and is a predicted model, not a curated record. Bases 1 to 3132 code for a protein of 1043 amino acids. Lineage: Eukaryota; Fungi; Ascomycota; Orbiliomycetes; Orbiliales; Orbiliaceae. Gene Ontology annotation, molecular function: enzyme regulator activity. The transcript has 5 exons. Gene Ontology annotation, cellular component: proteasome complex; nucleus; proteasome storage granule. Gene Ontology annotation, biological process: regulation of protein catabolic process; proteasome-mediated ubiquitin-dependent protein catabolic process.
AUGCUGGGUCCCGUCCACAAUGCCGCUGGCUUACUGGGCCUGCUGGAGGAAGAUGACAUCCAUCUCCAGAGCUCUGCGUUGGAGCAGCUUGAUAUCCUAGUCGACGAGUUCUGGUCCGAGAUUGCCGAUUCCAUAUCAAAAAUUGAAUCCUUAUACGAGGACCCGAAGUUCCCACAUCGACAGCUUGCCGCGUUGGUGGCGUCUAAGGUUUACUACCAUUUAGGAGCCUUCGAGGACUCUAUGAUGUAUGCUUUGGGAGCUGGAGAUCUCUUUGAUAUCUCUGGGAAAUCGGAGUUUAUCGAUACAAUAAUAUCCAAAUGCAUCGACAAAUACAUAUCUAUCAACAACCCUCCUCCUCCUCCGAAAGAUCUGCCACCUUCCCUUCCCGAGAAGGCUGAUCCGCGGUUAACAGAAGUCGUGGAGCGCAUGUUUCAAAAAUGCUAUGACAAGGAAGACUACAAGCCUGCUCUAGGUAUUGCUAUCGAAAGUCAACGGCUGGACAUUGUUGAGCAAGGGGUUAGACUCGCUGGGGAGAGGCAACGGGGGAGCAAGGCUAAGCAGGCUGCGAAUGGCGAUGCAGUUGACAAAUCCGCAGAGCUUAUGGAAUUCGUCUUCGAACUUGCAAUGAACACUGUUCAGGAAAUUGACCUACGGGAGAAGCUACUCCGACUUUUGGUCGAUUUACACCUCGAACAGCCUUCUCCCGAUUAUUUCUCAGUUAGCAAGUGCGUCGUCCAGCUAAAUGACUAUGGUCUAGCCGCCAAACUUCUCCGUGACCUUGUUUCGAAAGGAGACAACGGAUCGCUCCUCAUCGCCUACCAGAUCGCUUUCGAUCUUGAUUCUUCCGCCACCCAGGAAUUCCUUAAACAUGUUACUAGCAACCUUCCAGACGGGGAAAUCCCGGUUGGGGAGAAGACAGAAACUCCGGAGGAUGAUGAUGAUGAUAUUGUGGAAGAGACGGCGAAGCUAUUACCUAGGACUUCAUCGGAAUUGAUAUCGAAGGCUGCCGCUGAGAUGAACGAGAAGUCUUCGAAGCACUACAAGUCUAUCCGCACCAUUCUCAAAGGAACCAAAACAAUCGAACUCAACCUAGAAUUCCUUUUCAGAAACAACCACACCGAGAUGUCUAUCCUCAACAAGAUCAGAGACUGCUUGGAGGCUAGGACCAGCUUGCUUCAUAACGCCCUUACUUUUGCUAAUGGAUUUAUGAACGCUGGAACACUCGCAGACGGUUUCCUACGCGCUAAUUUGGAUUGGUUGGGCAAGGCUGUCAACUGGUCAAAAUUCACAGCAACCGCAGCUCUUGGCGUUAUCCAUCGUGGAAAUUUAAGCCAGGGUAUGAAGCUCUUGCAGCCUUACCUACCCAACCCAUCAUCUGGUACGGGUAGCCCAUAUUCGCAGGGUGGAAGUUUGUAUGGUCUCGGCCUUAUCUACGCAAAUCACGGUGAAGAUGUUCUUCCUUACCUCCUAUCGCAGUUCAAGGAUACACAGGAUGAAAUCGUUCAGCAUGGUGGUGCUCUCGGGCUUGGCGUAGCGGGUAUGGCCACUGGUAAAACAGAAAUCUAUCAGGAAUUGAGGACUGUUCUGUGGACGGAAUCUGCAAUCUCUGGUGAAGCUGUUGGAUUAGCUAUGGGUCUCAUUAUGUUGGGCACCGCUAAUCCCCAGGCUAUCGAGGAGAUGAGGUCCUAUGCCCAUGAAACACAACGUGAGAAGGUGAAGCGAGGUCUUGCUCUUGGUAUGGCCUUGGUAUACUACAGCAAGCAGGAGCUAGCCGAUGAACUCAUCGACAACCUCCUCGCUGACAUGGAUCCCAUCCUAAGAUAUGGUGGUGUCCUAACAAUUGCUUUGGCCUACUGUGGAACCGGAUCUAACAGCGCCAUCCGAAAAGUUCUUCACGUCGCAGUUUCAGAUGUCAAUGAUGAUGUUCGAAGAGUCGCUGUUUUCAGCUUAGGCUUCAUCCUUUUCCGAAAAUACGAGUCGGUCCCAAGAAUGGUGGAACUGCUAGCGGAAUCUUACAACCCCCAUGUCCGAUAUGGCUCUGCAUUGGCUCUUGGCAUUGCUUGUGCCGGUACGGGUCUUGAUGAGGCUCUUGACCUUUUACAGCCUAUGCUCAAGGAUACGGUUGAAUUCGUCAAACAGGGUGCCUUGAUCUCGAUAGGCAUGAUCCUUGUCCAACACAACGAGGCAAUGAACCCCAAGGUCGCCGAGUUCCGAAAGACAUUUGAGAGAAUCCUGAGCGAUAAGACCGAAGAUGUGCUUUCAAAAUUCGGUGCUGCCGUCGCUUUGGGUCUCCUUGAUGCUGGUGGCAGGAACUGUACUAUUGGCCUUCAGACCGCCACUGGUAGUAUUGAUAUGGCCGCUGUUGUUGGUAUGGCGUGUUUCACACAGUACUGGUACUGGUUCCCACUUGCCCAUUUCCUCUCCUUGGGGUUCCGACCCACAGGCAUUAUUGGCUUGAAUGUGGACCUUGAAGUUCCAGAUUUCCAGAUGUGGAGUAAAACAAAGCCGUCCCAGUUUGACUAUCCACCAAAGGCGGAAGAGUCCGCAGAGAAGACGGUAGAAAAGAUUGCAACUGCGGUCCUAUCGACUACUGCGAAGGCUAGACAGCGUGCGAAGAGAACGGAGAAGGAGAGACGGGAGCGUGAGGGAUCAGUGACCGACUCUAUGAUUAUUGACCCACCACCAGAAACACCAAUCGCUACCACAGCCGGGGAAGCGAACGGAGAAGGCAAGGAAGAGGAGACUGGCAAAAAGAAGUCGACUAAAAAGUCGCAACCAAAGGAAACUGUUGGCUACAAGAUUGACAACAUGAGCAGAGUCCUCCCUGCCCAGCUCAAGCACAUUGAUUUCCUUGAAGGCAAAUACCAGCCUGUCAAGAAGGUCACUGGUGGUGUUCUGCUUCUCGUGGAUACUCAGCCGGAGGAACCAGCCAAGCUAUUGGAAUACAAGUCCGUGAAGCCGACAGUACCAUCGGGCGCCGCUGGGACAAGUACAUCUGCACAGGCGCCUAGUGAACCCGUCGGAGGUGGUGGAGCUGCUGCCGCCGCCGCUGUUCUUACGCAAGAGGACGACGAGGAAGAUGCACCCGUUCCCUCGGCCUUCGACUAUUAUUCUGACGGGGAAGGCCAGUAA